Messenger RNA from Colius striatus (speckled mousebird), 1411 nucleotides. RefSeq names its product creatine kinase B (gene CKB). The record is from RefSeq and is a predicted model, not a curated record. The transcript has 8 exons. Gene Ontology annotation, biological process: phosphocreatine biosynthetic process. Bases 83 to 1228 code for a protein of 381 amino acids. Gene Ontology annotation, molecular function: creatine kinase activity. NCBI's taxonomy places the organism in Eukaryota, Metazoa, Chordata, Aves, Coliiformes, Coliidae.
GUUCGAGCGGCAGCGGGCGCUGAGUGGGUGCGGAGGCCGUUGCUUUGGCUGGGGAGCCCUCGUGACUGCGGUAGGGUCAGACAUGCCCUUCUCAAACAGCCACAACCUCCUGAAGACCAAGUACUCUGCUGACGAUGAGUUCCCCGACCUGAGCGUUCACAACAAUCACAUGGCCAAGGUGCUGACCCAGGACCUGUACAAGAAGUUGAGGGAUAAACAGACUUCCAGUGGAUUUACCCUGGAUGAUGUCAUCCAGACUGGGGUUGACAACCCAGGCCAUCCCUUCAUCAUGACAGUAGGAUGUGUAGCUGGUGAUGAAGAAUCCUAUGAAGUGUUUAAGGAACUCUUUGAUCCAGUGAUUGAAGACAGACACGGUGGCUACAAACCAAGCGAUGAGCACAAGACCGACCUGAACGCCGAUAACCUGCAGGGAGGUGAUGACCUGGAUCCCAAUUACGUGCUAAGCUCCCGUGUCAGAACUGGUAGAAGCAUCCGUGGAUUCUGUCUUCCCCCACACUGUAGUCGAGGAGAGAGACGGGCUAUCGAGAAGCUCUCUGUCGAAGCCUUGGGUAGUCUGGAGGGCGAUCUCAAGGGGAAGUACUAUGCUCUGAGGAACAUGACUGAUGCAGAGCAGCAGCAGCUGAUUGAUGAUCACUUCUUGUUUGACAAGCCAGUUUCUCCUCUUCUGUUGGCAUCUGGGAUGGCAAGAGAUUGGCCUGAUGCCAGGGGUAUCUGGCACAAUGACAACAAGACCUUCCUUGUCUGGAUCAAUGAGGAGGAUCACCUUAGAGUUAUUUCCAUGCAGAAAGGUGGCAACAUGAAGGAAGUGUUUACUCGCUUCUGUACUGGACUAACACAGAUAGAAACUCUCUUCAAGUCCAAAAACUACGAGUUCAUGUGGAACCCACAUUUGGGCUACAUCCUGACCUGCCCAUCCAACCUUGGAACAGGGCUCCGUGCGGGUGUGCACAUCAAGCUGCCCAACCUUGGGAAACAUGAGAAGUUUGGAGAGGUCCUCAAGAGGCUUCGGCUGCAGAAGCGAGGCACAGGUGGUGUGGAUACAGCUGCUGUUGGAGGAGUGUUUGAUGUCUCCAAUGCUGAUCGUCUCGGCUUCUCUGAGGUAGAGCUGGUGCAGAUGGUGGUGGAUGGGGUGAAGCUCCUCAUUGAGAUGGAGAAACGCCUUGAAAAAGGCCAGUCCAUUGAUGACCUCAUACCAGCUCAGAAAUAAAGCACUUUGUUCUCAUGCUUCCUAACUUAUUGGAUGAAUAAAAUGUCACUCCAAUUCAAACCCUUGGGGUCAGAGCCCACUUAGUUACACUGUAGAGAAGUCUUCCAUCCAUCUGUGUUAGAGUUUAUUUUUUUGAUGGUUGAGAUGUUGCUGAAAGUUAAAUAAACUGUUGUUUUGGCCUGA